CAGGCUGGGCUCGCCCGCAUGCGUACAGAGCGCUUUCUCUCGCGAAGAGGAAGACACCAGCAGGAUCAGCAAAGGACAGAGCAGGUGUAAGGGGCGCCCAGCAGCCCCGUCCACUUCCUGGCCCCAGGAUGGCUUUCCCCGCAGCCAGACACGCGUAGCCAUCAGAGAUGGCACCAGGCAUGUGGUUCUUCUUCGUGAUUGCCGGAUGGCUGGUGGCAGCCCUCUCAGGUCACCCAUCUCCAGCCCCGUCCGGCCAGCGCAAUACCAGCAGGGCAGAGAGCCGGCCCACGGAGCCAGGGGAGUGGCCCAGGGUCCGCCUGGUGAAUGGGAGCAGCCGCUGCAGCGGGACCGUGGAGGUUCAGCUAGGACAGACCUGGGAGCCCUUGUGCUGGAAGUUCUGGGACUUUGUCGCCGAGGAGGCCGUGUGCCACGUGCUGGGCUGUGGAGGGGCAGAACGGGAACCGGUUUCGCCAGCUCUGCCGUCGUCGGAACUGCCACCGGACUGGGCCACGGGGAACGCCAGCGGGCCCCCAAACACCACUCAGGCCCUGGUACCUGCAGUCCGGUGCAGAAGUGCUGACUGGCAGUCCUGCCAGGUGGUGGAGGAGGAGUGCAUCAGCGGGAGGCCAGCCCAGGUCACCUGUAAAGAGAAUCGAGCACUGCGGUUGGUGGAGGGUGGCAGCCCCUGCGCUGGCCGCGUGGAGAUGCUGGAGCACGGCCAGUGGGGCUCUCUGUGCGACGACUCGUGGGACCUGAAGGAUGCCGACGUGGUGUGCAAGCAACUGAGCUGCGGCUGGGCCAUCCAGGCCCUGCCGGGCUUGCACUUUGCCCCUGGCCAAGGAGCCAUCCACCGGGACCAGGUGAACUGCUCGGGGGCCGAGAUCUACCUGUGGGACUGCCCAGGGCUGCCUGGAGAUGGCUAUUGCGGCCACAAGGAGGACGCUGGCGUGGUGUGCUCAGAGCACCAGUCCUGGCGCCUGACUGGAGGCAUUGACCGCUGUGAGGGGCAGGUGGAGGUACACUUCCGUGGGGUCUGGAGCACAGUGUGUGACAGUGAGUGGUACUCAUCUGAGGCCCACGUGCUCUGCCGUGCCUUGGGCUGCGGGACGGUGGCCGAACGACCCCAGGGGCUGCCCCACUCCCUGUCGGGCAGGAUGUACUACUCCUGCACAGGAAAAGAGAGCACCCUCUCCGACUGUUCCUGGAGAUUCAACAACUCCAACGUCUGCGUGCAGUCAAGGGCAGCCAGGGUCCUCUGCUCAGGUUCCCAGAAGUUGCUCAAUCUGUCCACACCUGAAGUUCCCACGAGUACGCAGCCUGUCACCGUCGAACCUUCUGUGACAGUGAAAAUGGAGGACUGGAAGUCUCGGGAGCUGAUCCUUUUUAUUGCCUCUAUUAUUCUGGGAAUUCUCUUUCUUGGUUCACUCAUCAUCAUCGCCAUCAUCCUCUUGAAAGUUAAGGGGAAAUAUGCCCUCCCUGCUGUGGUGAACCACCAACACCUACCUACCAUCACCCCAGCAGGGGUCAAUAGCUAUCAAGAUGUCCCCAUCACCAUCCCCAAAGAAGAAGUUCCCAAGCUGCCCGUCCAGGCCCAGGCCCCGACCCCCGCAGACCCGGACUCCAGCUCGGACUCUGACUACGAGCACUAUGACUUCAGCGCCCAGCCUCCCGUGGCCCUGACCACCUUCUACAAUUCCCAGCGACACCGAGUUACAGACGAGGAGGUCCAGAAGAACAGGUUCCGGAUGCCCGCCUUGGAGGAAGAUCCCCCCUCCCUGCGCCCUCAGCAGCACGUGAGGAGUGACAGCGGCUCCAGCACGUCAUCGGGGGAGGGCUACUGUAAUAGCCCCAGCAGCAGGCUACCGCCCUGGAACCCUCAGGGCUUCUCUUCAGAGAAGAGCCCCCUCCGGGAGCAGCCCCCAAGCUUGGAGCUGGCUGGCUCCCACGGGACUUUUUCAGGGCCCUCGGCUGGUGACAGCUCCAGCACCUCGUCCGGGGAGUGGUACCAGAACUGCCGGCUGCCGCCCCAGCCCGUUCCAGCGGAGCAGUUUGGGUGUCCAGGAUCCUCCUGUCCCCAGCCUGAUUCUACUGAUGAUGAUGACUACGAUGACAUCGGAGCAGGUUAGGCAGGGCCCAGCGAAGCUCCAGGUGGCUCCCUUCCACUGGACGCAGGCUCUACCUACUCCCCUGCCCCGCCCCACCCUCCCGGACUGUGCCCCAGGGUGCUGAGAGGCCUCCCCUGGAGAGAUGAAAGGAAGCUCCACACCCUGCACCUCUCAGUCUCCAUCCAUCAGGCUGAACCUGCUGGCACCGCCCUCUGCCAGCGCCAAACAGCAGCCCCAAGGUGGAGGCGCCGUGUCUGAAAGGUGGCGAGCUCCGUCUCAGGGAUGGACAAGCAGUCUGGGCCGCCUCUCAGCUAGCGGCACAAAGGGGUUGAACCGGAUGAUUGCUGAAGCCCCUUCUGACCCGCGGGUGUCUGGUGCUUUGGUGCCCUGGGUCUCAGACAGCUCCGGGCCCAGAAUUAAUGAGAGGAGCAGAAACGGCCAGUCCCAGUGCUGCCCAGGAGGCGCCGCGAGCAGGGGCUGCUGGGCUGCUGCUGCCCCGACAGGUAGCCUCUGCAGUUGGGGCCAGCACACCAGCAGAUCUAGGCUUCCAUCUGAGCAGGGAACCUAGCCUUCCUGGGCACAGCCAGCUGACAGUGAGCAGGACAACUGUCCGCCAUCCCCCACUGCCAAGGGACUAGGGCCUGAGGCCGGCCCUGCCUCUGGAGGCCCUUGGAGCCCACCAGGGUUACCACCUGGUUCUGCAGUGACUGUCCCUGGAUGCCGAAUGCUUAUUCUGAGCUUCCAACAGUUUAAGAAGAUGAUCCCAGCACAGACCCUGAACUGGGUCCAAGUCCCUAGAGGGGCGGAGGCUCAGAGAUGUCUGCGGGAGGGGUCCAGAGGCUCGCCAAGCCCCUAGUCCCUGUCUGAUUGCAUGGCUUCGUGGGAGACUCCGGGAGAAGCCUGUGAAUAGGCAAGAUAAGCCCAGAGCCACAUGACCCAUCAGCCUCCCCAGAGAGGCCGGGGAGGGGAGGGGCACGUGGGGGAG
Messenger RNA from Artibeus jamaicensis (Jamaican fruit-eating bat), 3090 nucleotides. It is a transcript of the gene CD6, whose product is annotated as CD6 molecule. The record is from RefSeq and is a predicted model, not a curated record. The transcript has 13 exons. Gene Ontology annotation, cellular component: membrane. Lineage: Eukaryota; Metazoa; Chordata; Mammalia; Chiroptera; Phyllostomidae. Bases 168 to 2126 code for a protein of 652 amino acids.